AUGGGCUCAAUCAACGCAUCCGACGUCAAAGUCGUCAAAGCCGAUGGCCUGACAUAUUUCACUCCGGCCAACAAUGCCGGCGUCGCUAUCACUGAAGAUAUCAACUCAGUCCCCACGCUCUUCCGCCCUCUCAAAAUCCGCGACGUGACUCUCAAACACCGCAUUGUCGUCUCACCGAUGUGCAUGUACAGCGCUGAACCAGACCCAAAAUCGCCUGCGUUUGGUGCUCUGACGGACUACCACAUUGCGCACUUGGGCCACCUUGCGCUCAAAGGUGCUUCGCUAAUCAUUAUUGAAGCGCAGGCCGUACAGCCUAAUGGACGUAUCUCACCGAAUGAUGCGGGGCUGUGGGAUCAUGAUACAAACUCUGCGCAAUUCGUCGGUCUCAAGCGUUUGGUCGAUUUUGCGCAUGCGCAGGGCGCAAAAGUUGCAGUGCAAUUGGCGCAUGCGGGACGGAAAGCGAGCGUAUCGCCGCCUUGGGUAGCUGCUGAGCAAGGGGUGCGCAGUUUGAGGGCAGAGAGUUCGCAGUUUGGAUGGCCUGAGAACGUCGUUGCGCCAACUGGUGGUCCGGAUAUGGUUUGGUCUGGUGGUGGUGCGGAGGAUAAGCAGUACCAUGUUCCGCGAACACUGUCGACUGAUGAGGUCAAGGAUGUUGUAAAAGCCUUUGCUGCGUCCGCGGCAACAGCAGUGAAAGCAGGUGUUGAUGUCGUUGAGAUUCAUGGAGCGCACGGUUAUCUGGUUCAUCAAUUCUUAAGCCCAGUUACCAAUAAGCGAACCGACCAGUAUGGUGGAUCGUUCGAGAACCGAACCCGCAUAGUCCGAGAAAUCGCAUCAGCCAUUCGCGAAGCUGUCCCAUCUGGUGUCCCACUCUUUUUGCGAGUCAGUGCGACAGAAUGGCUCSAGGGCACCGAUGUUGCGAAGGAGUCUGGCAGUUGGGAUCCCGAAUCCACAAUCAAACUGGCCAAAGAACUUCCUAGCCUCGGUGUGGAUCUAAUCGAUGUCAGUUCUGGCGCAAAUCAUAAGGAUCAAAAGAUUGACCCACACACAUCGUAUCAGAUCGACCUUGCCGCUCGUGUACGCAAGGAACUACACGAGUCAGGGGUUCACAAUCUCCUUGUCGGUGCAGUGGGUUUGGUCACUACAUCCUCUCAAGCUAAGGAUAUCGUUGAAGGCGCCGAUUCCUACCCGGGUAUCAUCAAGGAUGAAGCGCAGGCUGCAGAGUCUCUUGUCAGCGGCUCGGAACCAAAGGCAGAUGCUGUUUUUGUCGCCCGUCAGUUUUUGCGCGAUCCGGCUUGGGUGCUUAAUGUUGCCAAAGAGCUCGGUGUAAAGGUAUCUGUGCCGCAUCAAUUUCAUCGUGCCUUGUGA
Molecule: messenger RNA, 1365 nt
Organism: Talaromyces amestolkiae
Lineage: Eukaryota; Fungi; Ascomycota; Eurotiomycetes; Eurotiales; Trichocomaceae
Exons: 1
Coding region: 1-1365 (454 amino acids)
Cellular component (GO): intracellular anatomical structure
Molecular function (GO): NADP binding; NADPH dehydrogenase activity; FMN binding
Source: RefSeq, a predicted model, not a curated record